CGGCCCCGCGCAUGCGCCGCGUGCCGCCGGGCCGUGUCCCCGGUGCGUGUGGAUGCGUGUGUCAGCCGCGCGCCAACGCUCCCGGCCCGCCGGCGACCUCGGAACUGGGCAGGUGGGACCCGCUGCGCAGGGUAAGCGGGCGCGGAGCCAAGCGCAGGGCCGGGCGCCGCCACGGACGGCCCGACCGGAGCCGGCCCGGCACGGCCUGACCCCGCCGCCCCGGCCGGGGAGCGGGUGAGGGAGGAGGAGGAGGCGGCGGCCCCGCGGCCCGCGCCUGGUGUCCGCACUCCCGCGCAGCGCCGGCCGAGGCAGCCGCGGCCCGCGAUGGAGUGAGGAGGCCGCCGCCAGCAGACACUUCCGCGUUGCGGGAGGCCGCGCCGGGCCCGCGGGAGGCUCCCGCCGCUCCGCAGCCGCGCCGGCCAGCGCCUGCCCCCCAGCCCCGGCGGCGGCCCCGACACAGGCCCGAGCGCGGACUGAGCCACCCUGCAUGUGGCGGCGCGGCUCCAUGUGAGGCGGCGCGGCCGGGCAGGCUGCGAGGCGGGCCGGGCCCCGGCGGCCGGCCGGGGAGCGAGGGAGCGAGUGAGGCCCCGGUGCCGGCCGGCGGGUGUCUCCGGGUGUCUGCGCGGCGCCGGGUCUCCAUGGCGCCGGCAGCGCUCUGAGGGAGGCGGCGGCGGUGGCGGUGGAUUCCCUAGGCCGCGUCCUCGUCCUCGGCCGUGAGUGAGCUCGAUGCCGAGCACCUCGGACGCGGCGGCCGGCGGGAGCGGGGGAAGCCGGGGCUGGGGGACCGGCGGCGGCAGCAGCUCGGCGGUGGAGGCGGCAGUCGACAAGAAGCGGCUGCAUCACCGGAGACGGAAGCGCUUCGCGGCCCAGCCGCAGCCUCCCCCCCCGCCGCCGGCCCCUCACCCGCUGCUCUUCCCGCUGCUGCAGCCGCCUCUCCUGCAGCCGCCGCUCCUGCAGCCGCCGCUGCCGCCGCAGUCCCUGCUCUUCCUGGCGGCCACCGGCGCCUCCUCCUGCUGCGGGGACGGGGGGGAGCGGAAGCGGCCGCGGGGCAAGCGGCGCUCGGGCUCCCGGCACAAGCGGCGGCGGGGCCGCGGAGGUGGUGGUGGCGGCGGCGGCGGCGCCGGGACCCAGGAGGCGGAGAAGCGGCGCGGUAGCGGGGGGCUGAGCACUCUGGUGGAGGAGUACGACGACGUGAGCUCCCAGUCCGAAGGGCUGGUGGGUGGCGGCGCGACCGGCGGCGGCGCGGGCAGCGGCGGGGGAAGCCCGGCCUCGUCCUCGGGCGGUGGCGGCGGGACCCAGCGGCAGAGGGUCGAGGCGGAGCGGAGCAGCCGGUCCCGCCGGGAGCACCGCAGCAGCAGCGGCCGCUCCAAGGAGCGGCACCGGGAGCACCGCCGGCGGGGGGAGGAGAAGGCGCAGCAGGAGGGGGCGUCGGCGGGCCGCGGGGGAACCGAGCCCUCCUCGUCCUCUUCUAAGUCCCGCAGCCGCCACAAUCACACCGGGGGCCAGGACCGGGAGGGACUCAAGAGCAGCGGCGGCGGCAGCGACGGCCGCAGGAAGGGCUCUCUUGCUUCGCCCGGCAGCGGCAGGAAAGAGCGGGAGAGCAAAGCGCACCGGAGCCGGACUAAAGCGGCCAAAGAGCCGCCCUCGGCUUACAAGGACCCGCCGAAAGCUUACCGAGAUGACAAGCCCGAGCCCAGGGCCUACCGGCGGCAGCGCUCGUCCCCCAGCCCCGGGCGGGAUGACAGUCCCCCUCUGCACCGCUCCUCGCAGAGCCAGCGCAGCCGCAAGUCGCUCAGCCCGGUGGGCGGCCGCUCGCCUCUCAGCCCCUACAGCCGCCGCCGCUCCCCCAGCUACAGCCGGCACAGCUCCUACGAGCGCGGCGGGGAUGUGUCGCCCAGCCCCUACAGCAGCUGGCGUCGGUCGCGGAGCCCCUACAGCCCCGUUAUCCGGAGAUCAGCAAAAUCUCGAAGCAGAAGUCCAUAUUCAUCAAGGCACUCGAGGUCUCGUAGCAGACACAGAUUGUCUAGAUCCAGAAGUCGUCAUUCAAGUAUCUCUCCUAGUACAUUGACUCUGAAGAGUAGCCUGGCUGCCGAGCUGAACAAAAACAAAAAAGCAAGAGCUGCUGAGGCAGCCAAAGCCAGUGCAAAAGCUUCCAAUACUUCAACACCUACCAAGGGAAGUACUGACACUGCUGUAAGUGCGCCUCAAGUGAACAAUGUAAAGGACCUGAAGAAAAUAAAAACUGAGCAUACACCUUCCCCUACAAGCAGCGUGAAUUUGAAGAAUGACAAGGCGAAAGCAAAGGUCUCGCUUCCUGAAACAAAAGGGGAAAAUAAUUUAAUUGCAGACAAAAUUACUAAACAGAAACCUACAGCAGUAAAAGAGAAUAAAUUAACUGUUGUAAAACAGCCACCUGUCACUGUAAAAGAGAAAAGCAAACCGAGUACACCAAGUGUAGUAACCAAGGAGAAGGAGCGAGUUGUUGCACUACCAACCUCCACAUUGCCACCCUUGCCUUUGCCUCCCACGCUGCCUGAAGAUAAAGAAACUGAUAGUUUGCAAGAGAAUCUUUCAGUGAAGUCAGUUAAAGAAACAGAGAAGAAACUUCGCCAUCUGCUUGCAGAUUUGCCACUGCCACCUGAGUUGCCUGGAGCAGCUGAGUUAUCUAAAAGUCCUGAAGAAAAGAAACCAGCAGUUCAGUUACACAGCAAGAGAAGACCAAAAAUAUGUGGACCACGACAUGGUGAAACAAAAGAAAAAGAAAUAGAUUGGGGAAAGCGCUGUGUAGAUAAAUUUGAUAUCAUUGGUAUUAUUGGUGAAGGCACUUACGGGCAAGUUUACAAAGCCAGAGAUAAAGACACAGGGGAAAUGGUGGCACUAAAGAAAGUACGUCUGGAUAAUGAAAAGGAAGGGUUUCCAAUAACAGCUAUUCGGGAGAUUAAGAUUCUUCGACAGCUUAAUCACCAAAGCAUUAUCAACAUGAAGGAAAUAGUGACAGACAAGGAAGAUGCUCUGGACUUCAAGAAGGACAAAGGUGCAUUUUACCUGGUAUUUGAGUACAUGGACCAUGACUUGAUGGGACUGCUGGAAUCUGGUUUGGUUCAUUUUAAUGAAAAUCAUAUUAAAUCUUUUAUGAGACAGCUGAUGGAGGGCUUGGCCUAUUGCCAUAAGAAGAACUUUUUGCACAGAGAUAUCAAAUGUUCAAAUAUUCUACUAAAUAAUAGAGGGCAGAUAAAGCUUGCAGAUUUUGGGCUUGCUCGGCUGUACAACUCUGAAGAAAGCCGACCAUAUACCAACAAAGUUAUUACAUUAUGGUAUCGGCCUCCUGAACUUCUGCUGGGAGAAGAAAGAUACACACCAGCUAUCGAUGUCUGGAGCUGUGGCUGCAUCCUGGGUGAACUUUUUACAAAAAAGCCAAUAUUUCAAGCAAAUCAAGAACUUGCUCAACUGGAACUUAUAAGCCGAAUUUGCGGGAGUCCUUGUCCAGCAGUGUGGCCUGAUGUUAUAAAAUUAGCUUAUUUCAACACAAUGAAACCAAAGAAGCAGUAUCGCCGAAAGCUGAGAGAAGAGUUUGCUUUCAUCCCACCGGCUGCAUUAGAUUUAUUCGAUUAUAUGCUUGCCCUGGAUCCCAGCAAGCGCUGCACAGCUGAACAAGCUCUUCAGUGCGAGUUUCUGCGAGAUGUGGAACCAUCUAAAAUGCCUCCUCCAGACCUUCCUUUGUGGCAAGAUUGCCAUGAGCUGUGGAGUAAGAAACGCAGAAGACAGAAGCAGAUGGGCAUGACUGAUGACUCAACAGCAGCUAAAGUCCCUAGGAAGGAUCUGUCUCUCGGCAUGGAUGAGAGCAGAACCAACACCCCACAAGGCAUGCAAACUUCUUCCCAACUCAAAACUCAGGGCAACUCUAGUGUAGCACUUGCUAAAACAAGCACUGGACAGCAGUUAAACCAGAAUGAAGUGGCAAUCCUGCUAAACCUGCUACAGUCUAAAACAAGUGUUAGUUUGGCACAGUUUGCCCAAGUGUUGAAUAUUAAGGUAAACCCAGAGACUCAGCAGCAACUAAAUAAAAUAAAUCUUCCUGCUGGAAUUUUGUCAGCAGGUGAAAAACAGUCAGAACAGCAGCAGCAGCCGCCGCCGCCACCACCACCACCAGAACAGGAGCCUCUCAAACAGCCGACGGUCACCCAGCCUCCUGUACCACCUGCUCAGCUGAAUCAGCCUAAAGUUGAGACUGAUGCUGCCCAGGCAGCUGUGCAGAGUGCAUUUGCUGUUCUGUUGUCUCAGUUAAUAAAGGCUCAGCAAACAAAACAAAAAGAUUUUGUGUUGGAGGAGAAGGAAAACGGAUCAGGAAAUGAAAUGUCAUUACAACUCAGGCAGCCUCCAGAGCCCACCACUCCUGUGUCUGUCAGCCGGGACGACGUGGAAUCUCCAGCACCCGGCUACCCACAUCUGAUCAAGUCAUUAUAUACAUCUGGAGGUCAAGAGGAUUUGGUUAGGCAGUCUGAGCUGAGGCUUCUAAACCGAACACCCGAACAAGAGCGCCCUCGGAUCCUGCCUCCAGACCAGCGUCCCCCAGAGCCACCGGAGCCUCCGCCUCUCACUGAUGAAGACCUUGAUUAUCGGACAGAGAACCAGCAUUUGCCUAUAACUAACUCUUCAGGAACAGAUCCUCAUGCAGGAGUGAAAGCAGCCCUUCUGCAGCUGCUUGCUCAGCAUCAAGCUCAGGCGACAACAGAGGAGCCAGUACAAACGAGCGUGGAUUAUCAGCCUAGAGAAUCCUAUGUACCAGGCCCAGACUACAAGGAUAACUUUGGAUCAUCUUCCUUCUCAUCUGCCCAUUAUGGCAGUAGUGAUGGAAUAGGAAGCGGAUCAUCAGGAGCAUUAGAAAGGAGAAGCUUCCUUGGAAACUCAGAUAUUCAGUCUUUGGAUAACUACAGUACUGCUUCAUCUCACUCUGGUGCUCCCCCUCCUCCGUCGGCCUUUUCGGAAUCCUUUCCAGGCUCAGUAACUGGUUAUGGAGACAUUUACCUCAAUGCUGGCCCCAUGCUAUUUAGUGGAGAUAAAGACCAUAGGUUUGAAUACAGCCACGGCCCGAUCCCGGUUCUGGGCAGCAGCAGUGAUGCUCCUGUGGGGCCAGAGAGCACGCACUCUUUGCCCACAAAGAUGCACAACUAUAGCUUCGGAAGUAACUUACAGGAAAAUCCUGGUGGCAUCAGCCACAUGCAUGGACAGACUUGGACUUCUCCUGCCCAAGGGCCCGGCUAUUCCCAAGGAUACAGGGGACACAUUAGCACAUCUGCAGUGAGAGGGCGAGGCAGAGGAUUACCAUAUUGAGUAUCUGUUUUUCCUCAGGCACAUCAUUUUUAUCUGGAAAAACUUCCUUGUUUUUUGUUUUUUGGGUUUUUUUUUUGUUCCCUCGCUGCAGUUUAAAGCAGCAAUUCAACAGACUUGAAUAAUGUUAAUUCAACAGCUUUAUUUUUAUGUGGAAAAGGGUCUUGCAUACAGUAGGAAAAAUGAAAAAUGCUUCAAACUCAUGCUGUCUGAAACCUAGAUAAAUCGAUUGUACAUGUUCACAAACUCUAGUUCUGGAUUUUAUUUUGUAUUUUGGCAGUUUUAAGUGGAUGCUAAAUUUAGGGACAUCAGCUUUUUAUGGCACUCUUUCAGACCUUCUGAACUAUGCACAUUUGUGCUUUUUUUGUAAGUUUGGACCAACUUUUAUGUAAAAAAAAAAAAGAAAAAAAAAGAAAUUUUACAACAAUCAAAGCAGGGCACUGAUUUAUUUGGUAUUUUUCUUUUUACAGAACUACCUUUAGUCAAAGGUCACUGUCAGUCUUUGCACUGCUUUCAGUGUUAUUGUGGAAGGUGUACUUUGUGCUCAUUUCAGAUAAUAAAACACAACCUUUCUCUUGAUACAAAAUUUUAUAAAUAUUUGGUCAAUGUUCUUUUUUUUUUUCUUUUUCUUUUUUUCCUUAAAAGAGGAAAAAAAGAAAAAAAAAAGAAGAAUGGAUGUUCUGGUAAAAUGUUCUCUCCAUCUCCCAGGCUUGUUUAUAUAAAAACUGUUUUACUUGAAUGGUAAGUGCCUUAACCUGUAAGCUUAAGGUCUGCAAAAAUUUGGAAGUACUUCAUAGAUCGAUACAAAAUUAAUCCCUAAACCUCAGUAGUUAACAUGGAAAUUCAGAUAAUAAUAGGCAACUGAAAUAGGUCAUAACCUUGUGCUGUUUACUUCAGGUGGGCCAGUUAUUUAGAGACCUAAUCUUACCUUGAUGAAAUAUCGUUUCCAAAUUGAACGUCAUGAGAAAACGGUGAAAGUGAGGAGAAGAAUGAAGAGUGUAGUUUUUCCUCAGCUCCCUCUUGGAGUUGUAGUAAGUGUUUUAGUUCCUCUGCCAAAUAAACUAUACUUUAUACGUCCUUACCAAGUGAUGAAAUAAGUUUUGUUUUUUUUUCUCUUACAUGUCAACAGCAGUACUUUACUUUGUGUGAAAAGCUGACACUGUCGUCUUUUUACCACAAAUACUGCAUUUAUAGGAAGUAACCAAAGGAAAAAUGACCAGUAUUUAAAGCAACAGCAGAAUGUUUUGACACUAGUUCUAAUUCUCUGUAAACUUGUGAUUGUGCCAAUUAAUCGAUUUUAUAUCUGCCAUUCCACAGAACAUUUUAAGAUUGGAAUCGAGUCUCUCUGAACAACUGAUAAAAUGACUGUAGUUCAAACUCUUACCAAGAGCCACUCAUAUUAAUUACAACUUCCAGCAUGUUUUUCUUUUCCUUUGACAACAAGUGGUCUCUCUCCUGCAGAGAGGAGGUAUGGUUAUAUUUUGCAUGUACGUAAAAGAAUGUUUUAAAGCCCAUAUUGGAAACAAUUUUCCAACUGAUUAUCCAGUUGACAAAUCGGUACCUUAUGUAACUGAGUGUUUAAUUAUUACUUUUAAGAAAGUAAAAUUUCUACUUACACUAUUACGAACGUAGUCUUGUCAGUGACUUUUUGGAUUUUCAGAAUAGAAGCCAAAGUUGUUGGUGUUUUGUUUUUGUUUUAGUUGAAAAUCCUGGUUCGUAUAUGGCUUAACUACCACUUUGUAGAGCAUGGAGAAACUCCCUUCGCUAACUACGUAGCGUUUGAGGAUCUGGCAAAUGAGAAAUGGAGAGAGAGUCAUGCUGCUUCCGAUGUCCCUGUAAGUCUGGCAGUUGCCUUCACUAGACACAGUAGAAAAUCCCGUGAUCUGAAAAUAAAAGCAACCUGGUCAUAAGCAUACUGAUGACCUGAAUAGGCUGUGCUUAAUUAAAACAAAAGCGUCACAUGAGCGAUAGUUUUCCUUGAGUAAGGACACCCCCUGUAGCAUUUCUCUGCCAGUAAAAUUUUUAAAGGCAAAAAUCAUUAGUUUCAUUUAGCUAUGGACAGUGUCAGCUAAGGCUUUCUGUCUACAAACCUUAACAAAGCUAAUCCCACAGUAAUACACACAGAUUGCUUUUUGUCAGAAUCAAGCAAGACUUGCAGAGCUUUUGGGCAGUUGCUUUCACUAAAAACGUGCAGUCUGGUGUUACUUUCCUGCACUUCAACUGCAGCUGCAGGUGAUAGUUGGCUAAAAAGCAGGUAAGUUCAAAUGGAAGGUAGAUCUCAGAGGACUAUAUGAUUUGACUUCCAACACAAAAAUGCGAGGAAGACGUCCUGUCUCCUGCUGCUUCCCUUUUGGAGGUAAAUUUUCAAGUCAUUUAGUUCGCCUCAUUUAAUGCAGAGAAGUCAGUCCCCUCUGCACGUGUAAAUGACAGUGCAGUUCCUUAUGGGCUGGCAGUACUCUGAUCUUGCAUCGUUCCGCCAAAAUGGAUUUCAGUCUUUGGCCAUGAAAAAAACCCAACCAAAACAGCACGAGUAAUCCUAUGAGGAGAUGCAAUAGACAGCAGAACUUCCAGAUGAAUCAAAACCAGAACUGGCAUGCUGUGGCAGCUGCAUACUGCACAGUGACUUUUCCCCAAAUUCAGUGUAAGGUUUACUACUAGCCUGUCACUUUGAACACUGUAUUUGACUGGGUUAACAGUGUUGGGAUAAUUUGGAAGGAAAGAUAACAUAUUUCCAUGUGUGCUAACUGAGGAGGUCACCUUCUCUGCAAUCCAGGGGAUCUUGGCUCUGACAGCCUUUUCCCCUGGGCAGGGCAGGGAGAGGCUGUGCAUAGGCUGUGUGUGGGUCAGGAGCUCUGCCCUCCCUCUGCAGGGCAGCCCGUGGGAUGCAUGGCAGGAGGAUUUAUCGCUGACCCUGGAGCUGUGUCUGGGCAGGUCAGCAGCCAGGGAACUGGAUGGAUCUAAGGACUGUAGGUCCACAUUCAUUUGUGCUGGACCUGUGUACCACCUAUCAAAAUACCCUUUGAAUCAAACCCCAUGACGAGGUGCUUAUGUCAGUUCAGAGUUUUACCCUUUUGAACAAAGUCUGCGCUAGUUUGGCAUUUUACAUCGCGUGGCUCUUGCGUUUUUGAUGCAGUUGUAGACAUUCUGAAACCCGUGUUGUUUUUCUGUGGAGCUGUGGCUUUUGUUACUUCCUCCCCCCCCCCCCAAUUCUUUUGGGUUUAUGUUUUCCGUGCUGCAAUUCCAAAGUGUGCUACAGAGACCUGGACACUACAUCGAAAAGUAAGUGUUGUGUGUUUGUAUUUCUAAAUAAACAUAGCAAAAUGCUGUAAUCAUGGACUAUCAAGUAGCAAGUACUUCAUUAUUUAUAUUCAGUGGUCUUUAGCCGUACCAAGAGGAAGAAAGUGAGCACGACUGGACUGCUAUGACCAUGACUUAAAACGCUUAGACUAUUGUAAUAUGCUUAAAAUCAGCCAAAGGAAAAGGAAACAGCUUUUAUCAUGGAUUGCUAGUUGUUAUCAUCUUGAACAGAAGGAGCAGUGUUAGGGAAAAGGUGUAAAAAUACGUGUAUCCUUAAAUGUUAAUAUAAUUUCUUGGGAAAAAAUAAUUUUUAGAAGGCAAACUUCUAUAUUUUCUUAUGUUUCCAUAAAACAUGGUCAGUGUUGAAUUUUCUCCAUACCACAGUAGUGUGAGGUGCUCUCUAGAAGCAGAGGUGCUUCUGGAAGCGCUGUCAUGUAAGUUCCUUUGGGGUUUGAGUGCUCUUCUCCUUUUGCUUGGUGCAGGAGGUGGUUUCAGUUUUGGUGAAGUUUACAGUUGGAUGAGUUUAAUAGAUAAUUGUGCAGUAAAAACUGAAGUACUGAAGUAACAUAGGAUACCUCUUGUCUGCGGGCAAAUUAGAUCUCAGACCAUGGAUUCUGUUUCCAAGAGAGGAAAAUCUCAGAUGUAUUUCCUGCGUUGUUCUUUUUGUUAAUAAAACACAUGAGUGUUUUACAUACAACAUUUCUCCAGUCUGUUCUGUUAUACUGGGUUUUUUUUACAUGGGGAAAUUUUGGCUGUUUCCCUUUUUGAUAGUUUUGGGAUGUUCUAUAUAUGCGGAAGUGUGUCAUGAAACUAAGGAAUCACCAGAGAACUGAUUUGAAUUCUGUAUUUAAAAAUGAAAUGACCUUGGGUUGACUUAAAAUCAAACUAACUUUUGCUUAUCAGGGUGAAGAAUACUUUAUUGCAGGAGUUAUUUCAAGACAACCUAAUUUAAAAUAAUCAAACUGUUAUGCUUCAGCUUGCUUACUCUUUGUUAUUUUAAGCCAUUUGUAUAUAAAAUGUAUUGUGCGGCCUGUAAAUAAAGUACAUGAAAACUCGAA
Strigops habroptila (Kakapo) is the source of this 9683-nucleotide messenger RNA. It is a transcript of the gene CDK13, whose product is annotated as cyclin dependent kinase 13. Gene Ontology annotation, molecular function: ATP binding; cyclin binding; cyclin-dependent protein serine/threonine kinase activity. The transcript is spliced from 14 exons. The record is from RefSeq and is a predicted model, not a curated record. Gene Ontology annotation, biological process: transcription elongation by RNA polymerase II; protein phosphorylation; positive regulation of transcription elongation by RNA polymerase II. The coding region runs from base 727 to 5331 and encodes 1534 amino acids. Lineage: Eukaryota; Metazoa; Chordata; Aves; Psittaciformes; Psittacidae. Gene Ontology annotation, cellular component: cyclin/CDK positive transcription elongation factor complex; nucleus.